Falco peregrinus (peregrine falcon) is the source of this 4650-nucleotide messenger RNA. RefSeq names its product protein kinase AMP-activated catalytic subunit alpha 1 (gene PRKAA1). Gene Ontology annotation, cellular component: cytoplasm. The transcript is spliced from 9 exons. Gene Ontology annotation, biological process: intracellular signal transduction; protein phosphorylation. Bases 84 to 1766 code for a protein of 560 amino acids. Gene Ontology annotation, molecular function: ATP binding; AMP-activated protein kinase activity. NCBI's taxonomy places the organism in Eukaryota, Metazoa, Chordata, Aves, Falconiformes, Falconidae. The record is from RefSeq and is a predicted model, not a curated record.
UUCGCUUCCGGGUUUCGGUGCGGGCGAGCGCUGUGUGGUUGCUCCUCCCCUGCCGGCGCAGCGGCGCGGCCCGGGCAGGCACUAUGCGCAGACUCGGUCCUUGGCGCAAGAUGGCGGCGGCGGAUAAACAGAAGCACGAGCACGGGCGGGUGAAGAUCGGCCACUACAUCCUAGGCGACACGCUGGGCGUCGGCACCUUCGGCAAAGUCAAAGUUGGCAAACAUGAGUUAACUGGGCAUAAAGUUGCGGUGAAGAUCCUGAAUCGACAGAAGAUUCGCAGCCUUGAUGUUGUAGGAAAAAUCCGCAGGGAGAUUCAGAACCUCAAACUCUUCAGGCAUCCUCAUAUCAUUAAACUGUACCAGGUCAUCAGUACACCAACUGAUAUUUUCAUGGUGAUGGAAUAUGUUUCAGGAGGAGAACUGUUUGAUUAUAUCUGUAAAAAUGGAAGGCUUGAUGAGAAGGAAAGUAGACGUCUGUUCCAGCAAAUCCUUUCUGGUGUGGAUUACUGCCACAGGCAUAUGGUGGUGCAUAGAGAUCUGAAGCCUGAAAAUGUGCUGCUUGAUGCACACAUGAAUGCCAAGAUAGCUGACUUCGGUCUAUCAAAUAUGAUGUCAGAUGGAGAAUUUUUAAGAACAAGCUGUGGUUCCCCUAACUAUGCUGCACCAGAAGUAAUUUCAGGAAGAUUAUAUGCAGGUCCAGAAGUAGAUAUUUGGAGCAGUGGGGUUAUUCUCUAUGCUUUGUUAUGUGGAACGCUUCCAUUUGAUGAUGAUCACGUGCCAACCCUUUUUAAGAAGAUAUGUGAUGGUAUCUUUUAUACCCCUCAGUACCUGAAUCCAUCGGUAAUUAGUCUUCUGAAGCACAUGCUGCAAGUCGAUCCAAUGAAGAGAGCAACAAUCAGAGACAUUAGGGAACAUGAAUGGUUUAAGCAGGACCUUCCAAAAUACUUGUUUCCUGAAGACCCCUCAUAUAGUUCUACCAUGAUUGAUGAUGAAGCCUUAAAAGAAGUGUGUGAGAAAUUUGAAUGCACUGAAGAGGAAGUGUUAAGUUGUCUGUACAGCCGAAAUCACCAGGACCCUUUAGCAGUUGCUUACCACCUCAUUAUAGAUAAUAGAAGAAUAAUGAAUGAGGCCAAAGACUUCUACUUGGCUACCAGCCCACCAGAUUCUUUUCUUGAUGAUCACCACCUGUCUCGCCCUCAUCCUGAGAGAGUGCCAUUUUUAGUAGCUGAAGCACCCCGUCCCCGCCAUACUCUUGAUGAGCUGAAUCCACAGAAAUCCAAACACCAAGGUGUAAGAAGAGCAAAGUGGCAUUUGGGAAUAAGGAGUCAGAGUCGACCAAAUGAUAUCAUGGCUGAAGUUUGUCGAGCAAUUAAACAACUGGAUUAUGAAUGGAAGGUUGUAAAUCCAUACUAUCUACGUGUUCGAAGGAAGAAUCCAGUAACAAGUGCAUAUUCCAAAAUGAGUCUACAGUUGUAUCAGGUGGAUAGCAGGACGUACUUACUGGAUUUUCGUAGCAUUGAUGAUGAAAUUACUGAAGCGAAGUCUGGGACUGCAACUCCACAGAGAUCAGGUUCUGUGAGCAACUAUAGAUCCUGUCAAAAAGACUCAGAUGCUGAUGUGCAAGGAAAAUCUGCAGAUGCAUCCCUUACCUCGUCAGUGAGCUCUUCGCUUGACUCUUCUACAGCUGACUUAACUCCAAGACCAGGGAGUCAUACAAUAGAAUUUUUUGAGAUGUGUGCAAACCUUAUUAAAAUACUUGCACAAUAAUUUUGAAGAUGGGCUCAUUUCUUUUAUAGCAAUAAGCAUGCCUAAAUCAUAGUCAGAUGCUUCCAAUUAUAAUCAAGUUAAAUUAACUAUGGCGCUGAAAAACUAGCUGCAGAAUGCAGUUUGCACAGGGAUUGAGAUUAUUGGCAGUUAAUGUAUAUUAUUUUGAAGCUGGAGUGAAUUCUGAUUAUCCAUUGUCAAAUAGCAUAAUACAGGUACAGGAAAUCACAUGCCCUUGGGGCAGAGCUUAUAACAUUUUACACUGAGUGCACAUUAGGCUGCAUAUAACGUCUAAGUUAGACAGAGCUUCUUGGUUUUUUCACUGGUAAUGCAUACAUCUGAUGCACUGUAAAUGUACAUUUACUAUUUCAGUGACCUAAGUAUGACUUGUUGGUCCACCAUCUACAGUUGUGACUCAGAACUGUCAAAAUCUUCCAACAGUAAUGUGUUAAAACUGCUGUGUUUCUUCCCCCUUAUUUGACAGUAAAUGAUAGAGAAUCACAUGUUACAAUGUACUACUUCUAACAGCUGAAAAAUUUAUUAAAUGCAUGCAGAUCUAACCAGUCAGAAAAGCAUGUAGGUGCUCUGUAAUGCACCAAGGGUGAAAUCCAGUGGGCUGUGAGUCCAAGUGAGUCCACAACAACUGUUAGAAACUUAAUGCUGAGAAGACUUGGCACCCCAUGAACUGAACAAAAUGUUGCUCUGUGAAGGAGAACUGUCAGCAAGCUCCUGAUGGUGUAGCAGCAUAGCAGGUCCUUGCUGCUAUGGCAAGCUGAGAAUCCUGUUCCUUAGAAAGACAUGGAUGUAAUUAAAAGCAUGGCCUAAGGGCUGUUGUGUGCUAUUUCAGAAUCUGAAAUUGUCAGUUUUUAAAAAAUUAUGUUGACACUUUGAAACAGCUGUUUAGAACUUGUUAGCAUAUACUAUAUAGAAUUCAUUUGCAGUUGAAACUACAUAUAUAGGUUAUUUUUCCCUAUGCCACCCUUUAUAGCAAACUUUGUUUGAAUUAAUUGUGAAAUUAAAUAGUCUUAACUUUUCAGUUGAACAUUGAAAACUGAUCAUGACAACUUGAGUGGUAAUAUUCAAAAAGCUUUCAACAGUAAAUUGCAAUUACCAGUAAUGUAAAUCCUUCUGCAUUUAAUGAUUUUUGCAAUGUUUCAGGGAGAAAAAUGAACCUUAUGUUAAAACCACAGCUAGUACUUGCACAAAAACAUUCUCUUGCAAACUCUUAGGUAAUUAGCUACAGUUCCAUUUUCAUCUAGCACUAAAACAUAAAUGAUAUGUUAUAAAAUGUUUAGUUUUGCACUCAAGAAUUAAGGUUCUCUUCAAAAUAAACUUCAUUACCUACUCUGAAAGGUUGCUCUCCCAGGGAGAGACUGGAAAUCAUGGCAUUACUAUGAACAGUGAAACCUGGACUCUUAAAAUAUAUGGGGAUUCUUGCCAAUGACUGAUACUUCAGCCAUGGAAAACUGCUAGCUACAGAUGUAAAGUUUAAUCCAGGCCAACUGGCUUCAGUCCAGAAGUUCAUGUUAUGAACAUGCAUGGAAGCUGAAGAAACAUAAAGCUGCUUUAAGCCCCAGAACAGCUAUAACUGUGUUCUGAACUGGGCAAUUGUGUGGUCUGUCUAGUAUGUAGGUACAAGUUACAACUUCAGUUCCUUAUCCUCACACACGGUCCCUGUAAUGCGAGGUUGUAUUACUGCAUCUCAAAGUGAAAGAUUUUCCUUGCAUUAAGCUUUGGGUUUAAACUCCUGAGAUUGAGAUGUCACAUGAGGGACCAGCUGCAAAUUCUAGUUUUAAGUCCUGUUUUUAGUCUUGUAAGAAUUGGUUCUGAUGUGCUGAAUAAAUUGGUGUGUUCAUUUUUGUUACCCUUUUAGUUUGAAAUUGUUAAAUAUUGCACUUGCACAAAUGUAACAAACGCACAGGUUUUUUAAAUCUAGUAAUUCCUCAUCUGGAACUGCUUUGGGGUCAUUCUUGCAUAUAUUAAUCUAAGUAUUUUUAAAUGGUAUCUGCUCCUUGUAAUGCUGACCACAAAGGCAAAGUGGUAAGCUGCAAAUAGCUUUUAAUUUUUAUAUACUUUUUUGGCCCUCUUGUGCAUUAAGACAACCACGAUUUUUCCUUUGUCUUGGUAUUUGGAGGUUAAAGUAAGUUUCUGGCAGACUUGUACUGUAUAUGUAGUUUUAAAUAAAGUAAACUUUAUUGGUAUGAUAACAGUUUUGAUGGCCAAAAGUUUUAUGAUUGAACUGAGUUUUUUAUAGGGCAUGGGGGAGGGAGAAAGGGGGACUGACAGCCUAGUUGAACUAAGAACAGAUGUCUGUUGUGUGACUUUCCUAUGCUUUGUAGAUCUUGCUGUUGAAAUUGCUUUCUUCACAUGUUCGUACUGAUCUUGCACACCUUUUUUAGCGUUGUGCUACUAUCUGCCAAUAGGCUGUGAAACAGAACCUCACUAAGAAAGCUGCCAGGGUUGUAAGGAGGCAUUUUAUGCAAAUAACACAUCGGUCAAGUAUGUUACUCUGUUUUCCCAAGCUUCCUCCUGUUGGAGUACAUCGAAUUAUCUUGCCUUUGUAUUGUAAUUUUUUGAAAAACGUAGAUGAACCAAAUUGUCCAUGUGCAAUAUAACUCACAAGGUAAUAGAUAACAAAAUUCAUCUUGGUGGUGCAACAUUUAAAAAAAAUCAUUUGUCUUGAUCUAAGUGUUUAAUACAAACUUGGAAAUAAAUUUUAUUUUACUGGUUGGUUACCAUUGUAAGAUAUGAAGUCCUGUUAACUAAGAUGUGCCUACUUCCUAUGUUAGUUUCUUCUGACAAUGCUGAAUGGCAGAAAUGCUUGUUUAUAACUGUGUAACUUUUUAAACUUUGAAAAAUUAAAACUAAGCAAACGUGGACUACUGAA